AUGGUGCGUUUCGUUUCGAUAUUAAGUUUGCUUGGCUGUGCGGCGGCACUUGUCAUAGCUCAUGGUGACAUGGAUAUGGACACGGAUAUGAGACCAUUCGCAUCUGUUGCUGUCUCACCCACGGCAUCGAUUGUUCCUGUGGCGCAUGAACCAAAACAUCUGCAUGGUGUUCCUAUUCUGCAAUCGCCUUCACUUACCCCCGCGGAAAGAUUAUACUGGGAAAGCUACAACACUACGACCUAUUUUACGACACAAGCUGGAAACAGGGGUGCCCUUCGUUUCCACAUUAUCACGCUGGUUCUUAUUGCAUUCGUGCUCUACCCGGUGUCUCUGGCGCUAAGCGCGGCCUCUUCCAAGUGGUACUUGCCCCUGUUGUUGGUUAACCUAUGCAUAUGUAUUUCGUCCGUUGUGGCACUUUCAGUGUUUAAAAGCUCCUUCCCAGAAGAUGAAUGGUAUGCACACAAUAUCUACGGCACGACCUCGGGGCUUCUUCUCGUUCUCAUGGCUGUUCAUUUUUUUGCUGCAGUGCUCUCUGUCCCCGUCUCAUCAGAAUCGAAAAAAGACUACCAUGCCGUUGACACUAUCCCGCUGGAUGACCUUGAGUCCACACCCGUCAUAGUCAACAGCGCACGUGGCUCUCCCAGCCCUUCUUCUAAUAGAGAUACGUUGUUUUCCCUCUCUUCUGACACCACCACCAACAACAACAACAACCAGGACAACGGCAAUAUCAAUAGUAACAAGCGGGAGCACAUUGAUGGCGAGGAAGAGACUGACAGUACGUCUAACCACAACACUUUGCGUGACGAAGAUUACAAUGACGAUGAAGUUGCCUUCAUUGAAGCUCCACCUCUAUCUGCGCGAGAUAUCCCCGUUUUCCGCGUCUUGUUUGCCAAUACAAAGUACCAGGUCCUUGCCGCCCAGCUCUCAUACGCCGCUAAUGUGAUGCAUCACAUACUAAUGUACCCGUUAUUCAUGUAUAUCUUCGUAGAUCUGGUCAUUGGCUUCGCGGUGGGUAACUUGCUCGGCAAGGGUAUCCGCAUCUUCAAUCUCUUAGCCCACUGGAUCAAAGGCGGCGUGUUUUUUACCCUCGGUGUUGUUUCUCUGGCAAGAUACUGCGGUUUCGGAGCUAAAUACGGCUGGGCAUGGAACAACAUCUGCUUCACCUCUCAGCUCUCUCAAGAGCGUUCCUCGAAUCUUCUGUUCCGAUUUGCGCCCGCGGGAACUUUCACCAUGGAAUCGAUCGAAUCGUUCCUCAUCUUUUUCUAUGGGUCUACUAACAUCUUCUUGGAACACUUGGCAGGGAAUGGCGGCGCAUGGACCGCCAAGGAUCUGCAGCACGUAUCUAUUGCCUUCAUGUUCAUAGGGACUGGGCUGUGUGGACUUCUCACGGAAUACAAGCUAAACCACUGGCGAUUCGAGCAUGCUCGCAAACACUCGCACACCGAUGUGGUCGCUGCCACGCCGGGAUACUCUCCGAACCCUUUCCCGGCUUUCACCAUAUUUUGGACCGGUAUCCUCAUGUCCCAGCACGCACAGUCUUCACAAUUCUCAACUACCAUUCACACCCAGUGGGGGUACUUGCUGUCAUAUGGGUCCUUUUUCCGUCUGCUGACGUUCUUGAUCCUGUUUUUAGUGCCCAACACCAACUGCACCGCAUCCAAGCCAUUCACGGAGUUGAUUACGUCUUUCUGUCUACUUUGUGGUGGCCUCGUGUUUAUGGAGUCCACCGAUCAAUCCAUCGAAGCCAUGGAAUACAGAGGGUUCACCCCCAUGUUCACUUUCAACCUCAGUGUUGGGUUUGUGUCUCUGCUGAUGGCUUGGGAGAUGAUUUUAUUUAUUUGGAAGGACAGACUCAUUAAAACCAGAAAAACCAGUCUUUAA
This is a messenger RNA of Saccharomyces mikatae IFO 1815, 1881 nucleotides long. RefSeq names its product Tvs1p (gene TVS1). Bases 1 to 1881 code for a protein of 626 amino acids. NCBI's taxonomy places the organism in Eukaryota, Fungi, Ascomycota, Saccharomycetes, Saccharomycetales, Saccharomycetaceae. The record is from RefSeq and is a predicted model, not a curated record. The transcript has a single exon.